Molecule: messenger RNA, 1899 nt
Organism: Sporothrix brasiliensis 5110
Lineage: Eukaryota; Fungi; Ascomycota; Sordariomycetes; Ophiostomatales; Ophiostomataceae
Product: WD repeat protein
Exons: 1
Coding region: 1-1899 (632 amino acids)
Cellular component (GO): Set1C/COMPASS complex
Molecular function (GO): histone binding
Source: RefSeq, a predicted model, not a curated record
AUGGCCCCGGUGGCAGUCGCGGCGGCGGCGGAUCCCCCGGCAGCAAGGCGUCGCAAGGCGAAAGAAGGGGGUGAGGCGACACAGAUGCAGCCCGACAAGCUGUCGAUACGCGGACCGAAGCAGCCGCCGCCCAGGCGAAGCCAGCGAGGCCAGCGAGGCCAGCGACGGCAGUCGACCGACUCGCCGUCGGCGCAGCUCGCAGGGGCCAUCUCCCACCGUCGAGGCGACGACGACGACGACGACGACGACGACGACGACGGCAUGCACUCUCCACGGCGAGAACGCACACGGCGUGGGCCGAGCAUGUCGCGGUCGCGGUCACGAUCUCGAUCCCGAUCGCGGUCGCCGAGACGGAGGCGCUCUUCUUCUGCGUCCGGCUCGGAGGCGUCACGCCCACACUCUCGCGCACACUCCCAUGCCCGCUCGCUCUCCCCGCGGAGCCGCUCUCCUUCUCGCUCUCCUUCGCAUUCGCAUUCGCGAGCGCGAGCGCGCGCUCGCUCCGACUCGCGCUCUCGCUCGGGCUCGCCGCGGCGGACAAACACAAACGGGCCACGCAGGCCUGCCAGCGACGACGUGCACACCCAUGCCCACACGCACACCCAUGCCAAUACACACACGCACACGCACCGCCGCCGCCGCCGCCGCCGUUCCGCGUCGCCGCGCCCCCGCUACCGGCGCGUCCUCGCCAUGCGCGGCCACAGCGGCCCCAUUGCGCAGGUGCGCAUCUCGCCCGACGGGCGCUGGAUCGCGUCGGCGUCGGCGGACGGCACCGCGCGCAUCUGGGACGCCGCGACGGGCGCGCACAUGACGACGCUCGUGGGCCACGUGGCGGGGCUGUCGUGCCUGGCGUGGAGCCCGGACUCGAACACGCUGGCGACGGGCGCCGACGACAAGGCCAUCCGGCUGUGGGACCGCGUGACGGCCGAGCCGGCGCACGCCGUCGGGGAGGCGGGGGGCGCAGGAGACGAGGAGGCGGGCGGCGACGACGGGGCGGACGAGGCAGACGAGGCAGACGCGGCAGACGCAGUUGCGGAGGCGCGGGUGGCGGUGCCGUCGGCGGCGGCGCUGGCGGUGCGGUUUGCGCGGCGGCAGCUGCGCGAAGGCAUCAACGGCACCAACGGCAACGGGGCGGCGAGCAGCGGCGGGGCGCGGGGCACGCGUCUGCCGCUGCUGGGCCACCACAACUACGUGUACUGCCUGGCGUUCUCGCCCAAGGGCAACAUUUUGGCCAGCGGCAGCUACGACGAGGCCGUCUUUCUGUGGGACGUGCGCGCCGGGCGGCUGAUGCGCAGCCUGCCGGCGCACAGCGACCCCGUCAGCGGCAUCGACUUUUGCUGCGACGGCACGCUCGUCGUCAGCUGCUCGACCGACGGCCUCAUCCGCAUCUGGGACACGGGCACCGGCCAGUGCCUGCGCACGCUGCUGCUGCUCAACGAGGACAACCCGGCCGUCACCAACGUCUGCUUCUCGCCCAACGGCCGCUUCGUGCUGGCCUUCAACCUCGACUCGUGCAUCCGCCUCUGGGACUACAUCGCCCAGCCGAGCACCGUCAAGAAGACGUACCAGGGCCACCUCAACAAGCGCUUCUCCAUUGGCGGCUGCUUUGGCCGCCUGGCCGACAAGCCGGGCGCCGCCAAGAAGCACAGGCCCUUUGUCGCGGCCGCCAGCGAGGACGGCGACGUCGUGCUCUGGGACGUCGGCUCCAAGGCCGUCGUGCAGCGUCUGCGCGGCGCCCACCGCGACGGCGUCGUCUUCUGGGUCGAUGUCUGCGGCGCGACCAUGGUCAGCUGUGGCCAGGACGGCUGGAUCAACGUGUAUCGGCAUACAGAGAAGGGGGCGGCAAAGGCAGAGGCAGAGGCAGACGAUCAUGGUGGAGAGACGGCCAAGACGAGGGGCUGA